Molecule: messenger RNA, 2313 nt
Organism: Melanotaenia boesemani (Boeseman's rainbowfish)
Lineage: Eukaryota; Metazoa; Chordata; Actinopteri; Atheriniformes; Melanotaeniidae
Exons: 10
Coding region: 106-2190 (694 amino acids)
Molecular function (GO): calcium ion binding
Source: RefSeq, a predicted model, not a curated record
CUCAGACAGGAAAGGAAGAUAGGAGUUUAACUGAAGCUGAGAGGGUUACCUUGACUUCAUUUUUACAUAUAAUUACAGUUUAGAUAAAAAGGUUUGGAUAGUAAAAUGCUACCAAAGAGCAACUGGAACUUAACAAGUGCACUGCUCACAUUUCUGCUGAUGUUCAGCAUAUUUUGGAGACUCUGUGGCGCACAGGGAAACACAGAAGGUGCCACCAGGCUUUCAGAUGGUCAUGGAGGUGAUGGCAGCGCUUUCUUCGCUCUUCGGAGUUGCCACCAGCUGCUGCGUAGCGACAGCGGGGAGUUUUUCUCCCCAGAUUACCUGUGCUCCAACCCACCUUUGUGGUGCAACUGGACCAUCCAGGUGGACCCUGAGAAGAGGAUUCAUCUCCACCUGGAGGACUUGACCCCUGACGAAACCUGCCAACUCAAACAGGACCAGAUUCACGUGGAUGAACCGGCUGGUCAUUUAGGGGGCCACAAGGUGCUGCAGAGGUGCUGGCAAGAGGCUAAAUACACAUCCUCCUCCAACACACUGUAUGUGGUGCUGCUGAUCGGCGGCUGGCCCAGCCCUUCUUACAGGGGCUUCUACGGCCGCUACCAAGCGUUUGGACCGCCGGUGGUUUACAACCCGCGCGAAGGCUUUGCAAUGAGAAGAAAAGUAACAGACCCAACCCCUGCACUGGCACACUUUGCUGAUAUUGGAUCAGUUAUGAACAGUGAACAAAUGGAGGUGGCUAAUUCUGAUGCCAUGUACGAUUAUUAUGAUCAACAUUUAGCCAUGACAGCAGGGCUGCCCUGGGAGUCUGACGCUGAGGAGGUUGGUGAAAACCUUUAUCCAUCUUCGGAAAACUACAGCCAUGUCUAUCAAUUCUUGGCUGCCCACACUGUGCCACCAUCCACGCAGAGGACGUUCAGGUCAGGAAGAGGAACUGCUCACAGCCAUUUGAGCCAGUCUGACUCGGCUGUUCUUCCUUCAUCUCCACUGCAGAAACAUGUCGGUCACCGUAAUGGCCUCAAACGCAGCACUAACACCUCAUCAACUGCACAAAGUAAUGUGGUUGAAGAUGCUGCAGCGGAGGGUGCGAGCAGACCACAGAGCACGAUGGAAGUGCAGAAGACUGCGCAUACUUCUGAACAAGCUAGGGAGGAUAACGGCCUGAAGGUCAGUAAAGCUUCAGACCAUCUUCUCCCCCCCUCUGAUGGACCAGAACCACAGCAAACUGACCCGAAUCGUCCUCGUCCCAACGUGGUGGAGCAGCGAUCAGAUCACAGAGGGAACUUCAACAGGAAAAAUCUCUCUGAAAUUCCACAUCUUCCUGGUGAUCACCUGUUCGAAGUGGCUGUGGAGGUGAAUUUCAGUCAGGAUUUGGAGGAGUCCUGGGACAACCUGGCCAGGUUGCUGCUGCUGUCAGUGAAGGCUUCGAUCAGCAAGCAGCUAGACGCUCUGCAGAAACAACUGUCCCUGUCUUCAAAAAGAAUUAAAAGGCUGAAUGCAGGAGCACUGUACAUCCUCUGGCUGCAGAUUGGACAGGAGCCUGGAGGUGUACACGUCCACAGAGCCGUCCACUCUGCCAUGCAGGGCCUGCUUGCCACAGGAAUCAGCCUCAGAGUCCACCGCAGGAACGCCGUCGUCAUGUCUGUGUCCACUGCAGAUGUAAAUGAGUGCGGGACCCAGCUGGUUUUAUGUGACAUGAAUGCAGAGUGUGUGAACCACUUCGGCACAUAUUCCUGCCACUGCAGGCCAGGCUUUCAGGACGAGUCUCGCCUGGGAUCCGGAGGAACCAUCUGCGUGGACACCGAGGGGGCAGGCUGCAGCUCUGGUCCGUCCUCGGAGACCAAAGGCGUCUACGCGCUGUUCUUCCUGCUCAGCUCCCUCAUCCUCACACUGCUGGUGGUGGCUGGCAUGUUGUACCACCGUCACCACCGGGGGGCGUUCCUGGUCCGCUGCCAAAGCAGCAGCAACAUCUCCCCUCCUGACCCAAACAACAACCACCACCAUCCUGAUGACAGCUACUCCAGCCCCACUGAACCUGACCUGCCCCCACCACCUCCACCUGCCAGGGGGGCCAGAGAUGGCUGGGCUCCUGUAAAGGAGCGCUGCCCCCCCGUGGACCUGCCGCUGCUGCGCUUCAGCCCACUGCUGCCACCAGAUGGCUACACUGAUCCGCACGAUGCUGGAAAGAUGUGAACGGUGACAAAGUAUGUCAACUAUAUUAAUUAAAUCUUUUAUUUGGUUUUCUUUCUCUUUGUGUCGGAAUGAUACUGUUGUCCACUUUGUAAAAUCAACUCAAUUAAAGUCACAACGAAUCAG